Thamnophis sirtalis is the source of this 3225-nucleotide messenger RNA. NCBI's taxonomy places the organism in Eukaryota, Metazoa, Chordata, Lepidosauria, Squamata, Natricidae. The record is from RefSeq and is a predicted model, not a curated record.
UACUUUGCUCACUUUGGGCCAGGGAGAGGGUGGCUUCAGGUUUCCCGCGGAGGGAGGAAAGUAAGGAAAGAAGGGGGCUCUCCAAUCAAUAUCCUCUCACCCCACUUCUGAUUUGGCCUAUAGAGGGGGGAGAAGUUAUCGAAAUAGCAUCCGCACCGUUUAAAAAUAUAUAUCGAAUAUACCACAUCAGCGCUUUGUGAAAAAGAAACUCCCUAAAAAUAUCUGGAAAGAAAAAGAAGCCACCAAACCACCUUUCCUGGUGCUGAAGGAAAAAAGGAAAAAGGAAAAAAAAAAUACCUAUGGAAAGUCCACAAACAGGACAUGAGGGCGGUCUUCUUCUCAUUGGUUCACAGCAGCUGAUAAUCAGAGGAUUGUUUGGAGCUAAAAUCCAUUUAUGGUUGCAUCCUUUGUCUAUUUUUAAUAUACUGCCCUAAUUUGCUUGCUGUAAAGGGAGUAUGCAUCUAGAGAUCAAAGUUGCUCUGAACUUCAUCAUCUCAUAUUUGUACAACAAGCUUCCACGGAGGCGAGCUGACCUGUUUGGUGAAGAGCUAGAGAGGCUGCUAAAGAAGAAAUAUGAAGGUCACUGGUAUCCAGAGAAACCUUUGAAAGGUUCUGGUUACCGUUGUGUUCAUAUUGGAGAAACUGUAGACCCAGUAGUGGAAAUGGCAGCCAAACGGAGUGGACUUGCUGUAGAGGAUGUGCGAGCCAAUGUUCCUGAAGAACUUAGUGUUUGGAUUGAUCCUUUUGAGGUUUCUUACCAAAUUGGUGAGAAAGGGUCAGUCAAGGUCCUCUAUCUGGAUGACAGUGAGGGCUGCAGUGCAGCUGAGUUAGACAAGGAGAUCAAGAGCAGUUUCAAUCCUGAUGCACAGGUGUUUGUACCUAUUGGAAGCCAGGACAAUUCCUUGUCUAAUUCUCCAUCACCAUCUUUUGGUCAAUCACCUAGCCCUACAUUCAUCCCAAGAUCUGCUCAGCCAAUUACUUUUACCACUGCUACAUUUGCUGCCACAAAGUUUGGCUCAACUAAAAUGAAGAAAGGCGGAGGAGCUGGAGCAAGCACCAAUGGUACAGUGGUUCCACAGCAGCCACAACGUUUGGUCCGUUCACCCACCAAUAGCCUGCUGAAGCACAAAGGCCUUUCCCUGUCUAUGCAUUCUCUGAACUUCAUCGGGGGCAGCCCAGCCCCUCAGUCUCAACUCUCCCCCAAUGCCAAGGAGUUUGUUUACAAUGGUGGAUCACCAGGAGCCAGCAGCCUCUUCUUCGAUAACGUAGCCACUGAAACCCAGGCUGGUGGCAUUCCUCCUGAAUCACAGUUCAGUGCCAGUAGUGGCAGCAGCUUUGACAUGGCUCAGGUUUUUGGUGGAAGCACCAACAGCCUUUUCCUGGAGAAGACACCCUUUGUGGAAGGACUCAGCUACAAUCUGAAUGCCAUGCAGUAUCCCAAUCAGUCGUUCCAGCCAGUGGUUUUGGCCAAUUGACCAUCAUAUGAGUAUUCUGGGGAAAACCACUUCCAAAAAAAAAAAACCUGAGAGAAAAAUAAUUAAGAAAUAUUUGAAAUCUUAUAAAUAUAACUUCUUGGAAAGAGAUGAAACUUCUUGUGUCAUGCCAGGGAGCGCUGCUGAAGCACUGAUUCUUUUUAAAACUUGUAUUCUGUGCUUUUUCCUACCUAUUGUUGUAUGUUUAAUGAAAGAGGCUAUCCUUCUUGGCCCAGCAGUGGUUGGAACCAGAGUUACUUUAUUUAAUCUCCCAUGCUGCUCAUUGGAACUGGUCUUCAAAUAUGCUUGCUGUAAGGAUGGCCUUGUUCAGAUGCUGUCAUGUUCUUCAUACCCAGAUGUCUUGAAUUUUCUCAGUUUUUCAGGUGGCCUAGGAUAGGGAUGGGAAAUGAUUAGAUACCUCUGGAUGUGUAACAUCUCAGGCACUUCCUGGAGAGACUUGUGGUUUGUUUUCAUAUAUAUAUGAGCAGCAUAGAUGGUGGGAUAAAUUAGUUAAAUUUCUUAGAACGCUCAGAUUUUAUAAUCCUAGAACAGAAAACAAAGUUUAUCGUAUGCUAACUGGUGAUGACAGGGUCUUGCAGUGAAAAUAUUAUUUCCCUGGAAAUUCCUCUAUCUAGAGGAUAAUGUGACAUCUGGGACAGUAUUUUGCCUCAUGCUUCCUACAAGCCUCUUUUCUUCUCUAGUCUUCUUAAAAGCUAGAUUGUGGUGGAUUUUAGGGAAGCUGGUCCCGUUUGCUAAUAAUAUGACAAAUAAAUAGAGCUCUAUAUGAAAAUUCUUCUGACCUGUGAAAAAGAAUUAUCCUUGUAUAUUGCACUCAUUCAAGAGUAAGGGUGAAUGUUGGUUUUUUUGGUGUUUUGUGCCUGAGCAACAUCUGUUGAUGUUUCUCUGGAUUAAUCAGUUGGAAACUUUGCCAGGUUCUAAGCUCUUCUGAUUGGUAGCUGAUCAUUUGAUUACUAGUUCUCAUAGAAAAGAUGGUUCUCCUACUUUCAAAUAUUAUAAGCACUACUUUUGACAGGGAUGAAGGAGUUAUUGUAUAGGCUGUUCUCUGAAUGGAUGGUAAGAGGGUUUGCACUUUGAAUUUCACAUCUCCUAGGACUUUUGACCAAAAAUGUUACAUUUUUCAUUUGAAAGGAAUCAGGUAUUCUUGUAUAGAAGAGCGCCUCAUAUACCUGUUCCAGCUUGAAGUUGUUCCAUCUCAAAGCUCUGCAUCAGGGAUGAAGUGGGCUUGCCAUAGAAUAUCCAAGUGAUUUGAAUGUGAAGAAAGUGUUCACUGAUAGAAAUAUAGAGUCUGUCCUUCCUUAUUAUUGUUGGUGAGCUAGCAAUCCCAAUUGUAUUCCGUAUUUCUCCUUGUCAGCAGGAGAGGAUGCCAGGAAGAAAUAGACAAUAGUGGCCUUCUAAUUUUGAGUUUUUUUGCAAACCAAUUGACAGAAUUUGCCUUAGAUAGGAAACCUUCCCCAUCUAUGCCUUAUGGAAUGAUUAUGAGCCCCAGAAUUUACCUAGCCAUGGUAACGUAAGCAAUCUUUUUAAUGAGUUAAAUGAGUGAGCAGUGAAGAUAGGAAGAGGAAACUGACUGGUAUCCUAUUUAGGCAGUUUUACAUCCUCCACUUUAUGCUCUCUUCUAUAGCUCAGUUUGGUUGUAUUAAAUCUUGCUUCUUCUGCAACUUCUCUGGCAAAGUCUUGUCAAAUAGAUAAGCUAAAAUAUGUUUUUCUAGAGCCUGACCUUUUAAGUUUCCCU